Molecule: messenger RNA, 741 nt
Organism: Papilio machaon (common yellow swallowtail)
Lineage: Eukaryota; Metazoa; Arthropoda; Insecta; Lepidoptera; Papilionidae
Product: protein obstructor-E
Exons: 6
Coding region: 1-741 (246 amino acids)
Cellular component (GO): extracellular region
Molecular function (GO): chitin binding
Source: RefSeq, a predicted model, not a curated record
AUGUCACUAUUCUAUCAUUGCUUCAAACUCUACGAUAGAGUCAACACUCCAUUUAUAAAAAUGUUUUUCUUCGCUACCUUCGCCCUUCUUGUUGCGUUGUCAAACGCUGUACAAGUAGUGCCCAAAGGAGCUGUGGGUGACGAUGUGUGCAAGGAGUACAACACGUACUACAAGAUACAGGGCAGCUGUGACUCCUACGUAGAGUGUAACGCGUACAAGGCGACAUACAAGACGUGUCCCGAUGGGCUGUACUUCGUCCGCGACGUGCAGUGGCCCACCUACCCGUGCGCAUAUCCUUCGGACGCCCAGUGCGAGUACAACGACCAGCCUCAGCAAGCCGUGUCGUCAGCGGAGUGCAAGACCCAAUACGGGUUCUUCGCGUCGCCGCUAGCGACCCGCUCCGACUGCGGCAAGUACCGUAUGUGCGUGGAGGGCAAGGCCUUCGAGAUGGAGUGCGCAAUGGGCCUGGCCUUCAACCCCGAGACCGGUCGCUGCGACUGGCCCGACCUAGUGCCGAGCUGCAGCGCUGAAGAGUUCCUCGGCUUCAAAUGCCCGCCAGGUACCUACGACGAGUUCGGCAAGGCAUACGUGGUGAACUUUAGCAUCCAGGGCAGCUGCCACUACUUCUUCUCGUGCAUGGAGGGCGUCGCGCGUCUUCUGGUGUGCGACCGCGGUUUCGCCUUCGACGCUUCCGUCAACCGCUGCGUCGACGCCACGAAGGUGCAGUGCCAGGAGGGAUGA